CUAAAAGCUAAAAGCGGAUAAACCUCAUUUUUCAACUUCUACAGGGGUUGGGUUUUAGCAUUAGAAAAAGCCUGCGAGAACAAAGCUCUCUUCUUUGGCGCUGGCCUCUGCAACUCGGCUAGGUACGAACUUUGAAUCCCUCUCAUGAUUCCAUCUCUUCGUCAAUCUAAUGUUUUGCGUGCAAAAAGAACUUCUGAGUUACAACAAUUUUCAACUUAUUAUCCGAAUUCGCGUUCCCUCAAUGAAAACAAUCUCACGGUUCGUUAGCUCUGAAUCAAUUAAUGCGACCUUCUAGCCUGAUUUGAUUUCGAAACCCUUCAUCUCUAGUGUGUUCACCAUUCGCUUUAUGUCUUGGGUACAAAGCUGGAAUUGUUGAUCUCUUUAUUCUGUGCAUAAAUUAGCUAAUUUUGCCGCAGGUGACCUGCCCUGAGAACAGUUGUCAAAGAAAAUGGCCAUGGCAAGUUUAACAGCUUCCCCACACACUGCCUUGUUAUUAUCACCCACCGGAAGCAAUGCCAAGAACCAGGGUUGUACAAAGAACCGACGCCUCGGCAUAAGAGCAGUCCACCCAGUGAAGUCACUGGAGGAGCUCUACCAAGUGAAGGUAGAAAGGAAGGUGUCACCACAGCGACUGGCUGAGCUCGGUGUAUCAAGGUGGUCGAUGUGGAAGACCGGGAAAUGCAGGCUGCCGUGGGACUGGCAGGUAGACCAGCUGGUCUACAUAGAAGAAGGGGAAGUGAGAGUUGUGCCAGAAGGAAGCAAAGGGUACAUGCAGUUUGUGGCUGGUGACCUCGUUCGUUAUCCGAAGUGGUUUGAGGCUGAUCUCUGGUUCAAUGGUCCUUACCAGGAGCGGUACAGCUUUCGCACUUAUGGUGAUGAUGACUGCUAGGCAGGCAGUGAUAGUGCCUUGUUCGUUAUCCGAAGUGGUUCGAAGCUGAUCUCCGGUUCAAUGGUCCUUACCAGGAGCGUUACAGCUUUCGCGCUUAUGGUGAUGAUGACUGCUAGGCAGGCAAUAUGGUGCAACAGAAGUAGUGGAGGUUUGUAGUGUUGGAAGAAGUGAUGCUUGGAGUAGGGCAUCAAUCUGUGGAGCAAAGUGUUUGUUGUAAAAUAGUUCAUAGUGGUGUGUCUCAGAAUGUGUAAUUCAUGAUAGCACUCUUUGAACAUUAUUGCAAUCUUUUGCUCUAGCACUACUGGUCUAGGGUUCUUGUAUGAGAGGGCAAAUGUAGCAAACUUCAUUGGAAUCUGAAUUCUGAAAAGCUGCUGAAUAUUGUGGGAUCAAUAUGGGAAAAUCAGUGAACCCACGGGACUACAGUCAUAGACCAUAUGAAUUGAACCAUAAUGGAACAUGAACGGAAUAAUGAAUGAACAUCUGUGGC
This is a messenger RNA of Linum trigynum, 1376 nucleotides long. NCBI's taxonomy places the organism in Eukaryota, Viridiplantae, Streptophyta, Magnoliopsida, Malpighiales, Linaceae. The record is from the annotation of a GenBank genome assembly.